AUGUCGAAAACUGGUUUUAGGGGGAAGUAUGGUCGGUCUCCUAGCGGUCGUACUGAGGAUUCUCACGACUCCUACGAGCACCGUCGAAAAAAAAGGCAAAACAGGCUUCCUGAUUCCGACUUUUCCAAUAAGUUUCCCGUUCCUCCCCCUAUUGUUCCCCCUGGGUUCAAUCAAAUGGUUCCUCCUUUGAAUCCCGUCAAGGGCAUGCCUAUGAUUGUUCCCGGUAUGCCUUUGCCGCCUCCAAUACUCAUGAACAUGCCCCUUCCUCCUCCAGACUCUGAUCCUGAGGAGAUUAAGAAGGCUCUUAAGAUGAUCAUGUCAAAUUUUCCCGUUCAUCCUCCUAAGGACGGCAAGCUUCCCUUUCCUCCUACUCACAAGCAUCCGAGUGUUAGGAAGAGGGGUCGCCGUGAUUCUGUUCCUGAGCACCAGGAAGUGAGUAAUGAGGAGCUCUUUGACCGUCAAGUCGAUAAACUUCUUGACCAGUUUCUCAGCCAGGACGACUUUUCCUUCAGUUUAACUCAGAUUCCUGGUCUUGUGAUGAAGCGUUUCCUCAAAUCUAGUACCAUCAAUGAGAUUGAAAGGCGCGCCUCUAGGCGUAAUCAGAAGGUCAGGUUCCUCGACCACCUCGAUAUCGCCAAGCUCAGCUCUGCUCUGCGCACUACUUGCUGUUCUCCCUCCCUUGAGAAGACUCAUCGGGAAUAUCAAUCUCUUGGCCUAGGAAAGGUUGAAGGCGUUCUGCCCUUCGUGGAUGGCCUUGAGUAG
Theileria orientalis strain Shintoku is the source of this 762-nucleotide messenger RNA. RefSeq lists its product as hypothetical. The record is from RefSeq and is a predicted model, not a curated record. The coding region runs from base 1 to 762 and encodes 253 amino acids. Lineage: Eukaryota; Apicomplexa; Aconoidasida; Piroplasmida; Theileriidae. The transcript is spliced from 4 exons.